AUGGCGUCGAUGCGCGGUGGCAAGGCGUUCAAUGCGCGCACGCGCGCAAGCAGGAGCAUCAAGCGCGCUGCAGACCAGCGUGAGAUGGCGGAGCUCGAGGCGAAGUGUGCGACACUUGACAGCUUGGGCGCGGCCACGUUUGAGGCGCUGCCGCUUUCGCGCCCAACGCGGCGCGGCCUGCAGCGCGCUGGUUUUGUAGACAUGACGCCGAUCCAGGCACAGUCCUUACCACAUUCUCUGCAGCGGCGGGAUGUGCUUGGUGCCGCACGUACGGGGUCGGGCAAGACCAUUGCGUUUCUCAUUCCCGUGCUGGAAGUGCUCUACCGCCAGAAUUGGUCCAACAUCGACGGGCUCGGCGCGUUGAUCAUCUCGCCCACGCGCGAGCUUGCGAUGCAGAUCUUUGAUGUGCUGCGUCAGAUUGGCGCACUGCAUACCUUUUCUGCCGGCCUUGUUAUCGGAGGCAAGGAUCUCAAGCACGAGCAAGGCCGGGUGCGCAAGAUGAAUAUCCUCGUCGCGACGCCAGGGCGUCUCUUGCAGCACCUCGACCAGACAGCUGGUUUUGACUGCGCCAAUUUGCAGGUUCUUGUACUGGACGAGGCCGACCGAAUCCUUGAUAUGGGAUUCGCGAAUACCCUAAACGCGAUUUUGGAGCAUCUCCCGUCGGAGCGCCAAGCGAUGCUAUUUUCUGCGACACAGACCAAGCGGGUCAAGGACCUUGCACGCCUGAGUCUGCGCGAGCCGCAGACCGUGUCUGUGCGCGAGGCCGACGCAUGUACGCCCGAGCAUCUCGAGCAGUACUACAUGGUCGUGCCGCUUCCGCAGAAGUUCGAUAUGCUGUUUUCCUUCUUGCGCACACAUACCCAGCAAAAGGUGCUUGUGUUUAUGAGCUCCUGCCGUCAGGUCCAAUUCGCAUUCGAGGUGUUUUGCAAGCUCCGCCCAGGACUGCCGCUCCUCGCACUGCAUGGGAAACAGAAGCAGCCCAGGCGCCUGAAAAUCUUUCACGAGUUUACGCGCAUGAAACAUGCGGCACUGUUUGCCACGGAUGUUGCCGCGCGUGGCCUUGACUUUCCAGCAGUCGACUGGGUCGUGCAGAUGGAUGCACCGGAUAGUGCCGAUACCUAUAUCCACCGCGUCGGUCGGACCGCGCGGUACAAUGCACACGGCAAGAGUCUCUUGUUUACAGCACCCAGCGAGGAGCAGGGUUUGCUGCGCUUGCUGAAAGCAGUCGACGUGCCGAUCAGCGUGAUCAAGCCCAAAGAUACCAAGCUGCAGAGCGUCAAGGACCAGCUGCAGUCGUUUGCGUUCCAGGAUCCAGAGCUUAAGCAUUUGGCACAAAAGGCGUUUGUGUCCCAUGUCCGGUCGGUGUACCUGCACAAGGACAAGGACACGUUUGACGUGACAAAGCUUCCGCUGAACGAGUACGCUGCAUCCUUGGGCCUUGCGAGUGCUCCAAAGAUUAAGGUAGUAAAGGAGGCUCAAAAGCACGCACAGGCGGAGCGUGCGGCGUCUCGAGGGGAGCAAGAGGAGGAAGAGGAGGAGGAAGAGGAGGAGGAAGAGGAGCAUGUGCAAGAGCGCCCUUCUACUGUCGCCAAAGUGCGCACCAAGCACGAUCGCAUGUUUGGCCGUACCAACAACACUGUGCUUAGCCAACACUAUGCGAACAUGCGCGACUCCAGCGACUCCAGCGACUUUGGGGUCGACGACGACGACGACGACUUGCUUACGCUCUCGCGUGCGGACCACGACUUGGGCGACGAGACCCUGGACAAUCACGUAGCUCCAUCCAAGCGCCAGCUCCGCCAGGGCGCGAGCAAAAAGGCCAUGGCCCUAGCAGGGAAGCGCGGGCUCAGCAAACGCACCGUGUACGACGAAGACGGCAACGCACGCGAACUGUACGAGCUGCAGAACGAGGAUGCAUUCCGCGCCCUCGGCAAUGUCCACGAUCAAAUCCGCCAGCACGAGCAGGAAGAAAGCGCACGCAUGGCAGAUGCAGACAUUGCAGACAAGGAGCGUGCGCGCGAGAUACGGCGCGAAAAGAAGCGCAAGGCAAAAGAACAAGAGCGCAUAAUGAUGGAGUCGCACGGCGGUGCGCCGUCUGCAAGCGCCGAGUACGACGACUGGGAUGGGCCGCGUCUCGAAGAUUUAUUCCCUCCUGGCGACGACGCGCCGGCGCCGGCCCCAGAGCGGAAGCGUGCAAAGACGCAAGCGGCCGAUCUGGCGUCGCAAGAGGAGCUUGCGCUGCGCCUGCUUGGCGCGUAA
Malassezia vespertilionis is the source of this 2259-nucleotide messenger RNA. RefSeq names its product RNA helicase (gene DBP4). The transcript has a single exon. NCBI's taxonomy places the organism in Eukaryota, Fungi, Basidiomycota, Malasseziomycetes, Malasseziales, Malasseziaceae. Gene Ontology annotation, cellular component: nucleus. Gene Ontology annotation, molecular function: ATP binding; nucleic acid binding; RNA helicase activity. The record is from RefSeq and is a predicted model, not a curated record. The coding region runs from base 1 to 2259 and encodes 752 amino acids. Gene Ontology annotation, biological process: rRNA processing.